Mucor mucedo is the source of this 1193-nucleotide messenger RNA. Its product is annotated as chitin deacetylase. The transcript is spliced from 3 exons. Gene Ontology annotation, biological process: carbohydrate metabolic process. NCBI's taxonomy places the organism in Eukaryota, Fungi, Mucoromycota, Mucoromycetes, Mucorales, Mucoraceae. The record is from RefSeq and is a predicted model, not a curated record. Bases 35 to 1111 code for a protein of 358 amino acids. Gene Ontology annotation, molecular function: chitin deacetylase activity. Gene Ontology annotation, cellular component: membrane.
UUUUUUUCUUCUUCCUUUUCGUUAUAAACUCAACAUGGUUAAAUUGUCUCUCUUCAUUGCCAUAACAACUGCAGUUGCAUCUCUUUCUUCUGCUUAUCCUUCGAAACACACUUCCACAUCUAGUGGUAUACUUGCUGUAUCUUCCCCUUCCUUUCUUCCCAACUUCCCUUACCGUGGUUGUAAUGCUUUAAGUCCUGUUCCUACAGGACCCAUUAAAUCGAAAGCUAAUUUUAGAGCAAGUAGCUACCCUCAGCCUUGGGUUGCUCCAGAUGUGAACCAUCCAGAGGUACAAAAGGCCAUUAAAGCAAUUGACUGGUCUUACGUGCCUACAUUUGAGCCUCGUGUUAUGGGUAUGGAAUAUGACGAAGAAACAGAUCCUGCCUGUUGGUGGACCAAUACCCAGUGUACAACUCCUAGAGUGGAUUAUUUACCUGAGGAUGUCAAGUUUUGUCCUAACCCACGCGACUUUGGUUUGACUUAUGAUGAUGGCCCACUACCCCCAAGAGGUCCUAACGAUCCCUGGGGUGAGCCUCGGCUUUAUGAUUUUCUUGCCAAGCAAGGUCAAACAGCUACCUUAUUUUAUGUUGGGUCAAAUGUGGUGAACUUUCCUCAAGCAGCGAUCAGAGCUAUUGAAUCCGGACAUACUUUGUGUGCUCAUACAUGGUCUCAUCCUCAAAUGACUACCAUAUCAAAUGCAGCUGUUGUAGCGCAAUUAUACUGGAGCAUGCGUGCUAUAAAAGAAGCUGCAGGUGUUACCACACGAUGCUGGCGCCCUCCUUAUGGUGAUAUCGAUGAUCGUGUUCGUGCCAUUGCUCAUCAAAUGGGCUUAUCAACCAUUCUUUGGAACAGUGAUUCGUUUGAUUGGGGACUACCCUCUAUAGCGAAUGAUUUUGCUGGUGCAUAUCGUGAAGCUGAUAUCGACGCCUUCUUCCAAAGCUGGAUUGAUUCGGGUGACUCCGGUACAGAGGGGCGUAUUGUACUAGAACAUGAAACCAGUAACGUCACUGUCCUUACAAGCGAAAAAUGGCUUCCUAGAUUAAAGAAAGCCUUUAAUGUUAAAAAAGUUCAUGAUUGUGCCCCUCAACUUCCCAGUCCAUAUUGGGAAACUUAACUUAUAUUUUCCUUAUAAAAAAAGCCAAUUCAUGUAAUAUACAGUUUUCAAAGAAAUGAGAAAAUCAUUCUAAUAAAUUAAG